AUAUAUUUGAUACUUAUAAAACUAAAGGUGAAUUACAAGCACUAACACUAUUACGUGAAAUUGGAGGUUGUUUUAUUUCUCAGAAACCUAUUUUACCAAAUGGUGAUGGUAAAAUAGAUUUACAAGGAUAUCGAAAAUAUACUUAUUAUGUAAUACAAAUCAAGUUUUAUAAAAAUCAAGUCUCGGAUUAUGAAGAAAAAAAAAUUGAUAAAUUUGUCCAAUUUUUAAAUGUGGUUAAUGAAGAUUAUCCAAAUGUUAAUGCUAUUUUUUGUAAUACUUUUGGAAUAGAAAUAUAUAAGGAUUAUAAUAAAAAUAAUAGAGUAUUUUUUGUUGAUUCAAUCAAAGAAAUUAUUAAAUUGAUUAAAAAAGAAGAUAUUGAAAAAUAUUUAAAUGAUAUGAAUGAAAAGUCUAUAAAAUUAUACCCAGUCAAUCAUGAAUUCAAAUUUCCCUUCGAAUUAAAAGAAAAUGAAAAUGAAAUAGGAUAUUUAGGAAUAGACUUUGUUAGAUUUUAUGGUUCUAAGCAUCCAAUUUCAAUAAGAAAUGAAAGUUCAAUAGAGAAAGGUAAUAAUGAUAAAUUAAAUAAUGAUAAAUUUAAAUUAUUAGAAAGAUAUUAUCAAGAAUUUUUCGAUGCCAUAUCUGCAUAUUUACAACCCGAUUAUUUGGGAAUUUUUAUAGUCUAUAAAUCAUUUUAUAAUGAUAAAAAUAUGGACAAAUAUCUACAUUAUGCACUUGUUGAUCAGGAAAUUAUUCUUUGCACAAAAGCAAAUAUUUCUGAAAAAGUUGCUAAAUAUUUUGAAUAUGAUUCAGAAUUUGAAAUAAGAUAUUCUAUGAAACGAAAGUUUGAUAAGUUGGAAAAUAAAAAUAAAGAAUUAAAAAAUGAGAACGAUGAGUUGAAAAAUAAAAUCGAAGAAUUAAAAUAUGAAAGAAAAAAAUUUAAAAAGAAGAUCGAUGAGUUGGAAAAUAAAAGAAAAAAAUUUAAAAAGAAGAUCGUGAGUUAG
Messenger RNA from Dentiscutata erythropus, 998 nucleotides. NCBI's taxonomy places the organism in Eukaryota, Fungi, Glomeromycota, Glomeromycetes, Diversisporales, Gigasporaceae. The record is from the annotation of a GenBank genome assembly.